Aspergillus tanneri is the source of this 1101-nucleotide messenger RNA. RefSeq names its product WD repeat-containing protein. The record is from RefSeq and is a predicted model, not a curated record. Gene Ontology annotation, cellular component: THO complex part of transcription export complex. The transcript has 3 exons. The coding region runs from base 1 to 1101 and encodes 366 amino acids. Gene Ontology annotation, molecular function: protein binding. Lineage: Eukaryota; Fungi; Ascomycota; Eurotiomycetes; Eurotiales; Aspergillaceae. Gene Ontology annotation, biological process: mRNA export from nucleus.
AUGGCUCCUCCUCGCCGCAAUCUCCUGCCUAAGGAUCGAUUCGCCUUCGCCUUCGGGGGUCUCAAGACCCAAAGCUACCAUGAUCCUAUUGCACGAACCCCCGGAUCACACACAAUCCGAACAAUAGCAUGGAACCCAACUGGUCAACUCAUCGCGACCGGCUCCGCAGACCGUACCCUUCGAAUCUGGAACCCCGAACGUGCGCAGGUCAAAUACUCCACCGACCUGCGUGGUCAUACCGCGGGCAUCGAGAAGGUCCUCUUCAAUCCUGUGCGAGACUCCGAACUGGCCAGCUGCUCGACGGAUGGCACCGUGCGCAUCUGGGAUGUACGCUCCAAGACGUGCGUGAGCCAGCUCGACGUCGGCGGCGAGGCCUUCACCUUAUCCUGGUCCGCAGAUGGCAGCGUGAUGAUGGUCGGAAGGAAGGAUGAUACUCUGAUCCCCAUCUCCGUUGAAUCUCUCUCUACCCCGACGAUCCUCUCAGACACGACCAAGCCCCCCGAAUCUUCUUCAACCAUCUACAAGACUCUCGAUCCGCAUCCCCAGUCCGUCCAAACCAACGCGACCACCUUCUCACACCACAUUUCCACCUCCGACUCGCCCGACCUCCACCUCUUCGCCACCACCGGCGAAGGAACAGUCAAGAUCUUCUCCUACCCUUCCUUUGAUCUCCUACAUACCCUGAACGCCCACACAUCCGCCUGUCUGGCCAUCGCCCUUGCGCCCACCGGUCGCUACCUUGCUGUCGGCGGCAGCGACGCACUUAUCUCCCUCUGGGACACGACGGACUGGAUCUGCCGUCGCACCGUGUCCAGUAACAACGGCGGCGCGGUGCGCGGCGUCAGCUGGAGCUUCGAUGGGAGAUUCAUAUGCGGUGCCUGCGACGAGCUCGGUUGUGGUGGGAAUGGUAUCGAGAUCUUCCAUGCCGAGACCGGUGAAACCGUGUAUACCGUCCCUACGGGUGGGGGCGUCAAUUCGGGGAUCCCCGCCGUGGCGUGGCAUCCGUCGCGGUAUUGGUUGGCAUAUUCGACCACGGCAGAUGGGCCGGGAAGUGGUGGGUUGAAGAUUGUUGGUGCUGGAGGUGGAGGUGGUAGCCUGUAA